AUCCAAAAACACCAAAACCCAACUCAUUCAUUUCUCUCUCUCUCCUACCUGUUCUACUCCACAAAUUCCAUUCUCCUCGCCACCAUCGCCUGGUGGCUCUCUGGGGAAUAAUACCACUGCCACCACCGCCGUCGUAGCCGUCGCACCACAAUGUUGCCUUACAACACAAUCCACGAAGCAGCCACCGCGCUCGGUAGGAACCUCACGUACGCCGAGACAAUCUGGUUUAAUUACUCUGCUCAGAAGUCCGAUUACUUCCUCUACUGUCAUAAUAUUCUCUUCCUCUUCCUCCUAUUCUCCGUCGUCCCUGUACCUCUCGUCGUCAUCGAGGUUCUUCGAUCCCUUGGUUUUGACAAGUACAAGAUUCAGCCCAAGGUUCGCUUGUCGGUUUCUGAGAUACUCACUUGCUACAAGGAUGUUAUGAGAAUGUUCUUCCUCGUCAUUGGUCCUCUCCAGCUCGUAUCGUAUCCUUCUAUUCAGAUGAUUGGGAUUAGAACAGGGCUGCCAUUGCCAUCUGGGUGGGAGAUUGCUCUUCAAUUGUUCGUUUAUUUUGUGGUGGAGGAUUAUACAAACUAUUGGAUCCAUAGAUUUCUGCAUAACAAAUGGGGUUAUGAGAAUAUUCACAAAGUGCAUCAUGAGUUCACUGCUCCAAUUGGAUUUGCGGCUCCGUAUGCUCACUGGGCAGAGGUUUUAAUAUUGGGUAUCCCAUCUUUUCUCGGGCCGGCUAUUGUUCCAGGCCAUAUGAUCACAUUCUGGUUGUGGAUAGCUUUAAGGCAGGUUGAGGCGAUUGAUACUCACAGCGGGUACGACUUUCCGUGGAGCCCCACCAAAUAUAUUCCAUUCUAUGGAGGUGCUGAGUAUCAUGAUUACCAUCACUAUGUUGGAGGACAGAGUCAGAGCAACUUUGCUUCAGUUUUCACCUACUGUGAUUUCAUUUAUGGAACUGACAAGGGCUACCGAUAUCAGAAGAAGAUCCUCAAUAAGUUGAAAGAGGAAACACAGAAUGGAGGAUCAUACAAUAGUUCAAGUCAAGGUCUAAAGUCUGAUUAGUGAGGAUUUCAGAACCCUGUUGGUAACGAUCUGAAAAGCUCUCUGAUUUCAAGUUGACAUCUCUUUGGUAGUCCAGCAAAAAAAAAAAAAAAAUAUUAGAAACCUUUAGUGGGUCUUUAUGGCGAUUAUUAACAUGGGGUUGUUCAAAACUGUGAUAAGAUGUAGUCUGGGGGAGAUUUCAUAGUUUAAGGUUGUAACAUUAGAUUCAGAGUUCAGACUUGUCCAUCUUCUUUGGAGAGUAUGUUCAAAUCAUAAUAUCAAAAAUCAGAUCCGGGCUACUGUGUUUGAUGUUAUGUUAAAGUUAUAGCUUCCAGUUCAUAAGAAAUUUAAAAAAUGCACAUUUUCCAUUGA
Messenger RNA from Humulus lupulus (European hop), 1401 nucleotides. RefSeq names its product methylsterol monooxygenase 1-1-like. The transcript is spliced from 5 exons. NCBI's taxonomy places the organism in Eukaryota, Viridiplantae, Streptophyta, Magnoliopsida, Rosales, Cannabaceae. The record is from RefSeq and is a predicted model, not a curated record. The coding region runs from base 151 to 1050 and encodes 299 amino acids. Gene Ontology annotation, molecular function: iron ion binding; C-4 methylsterol oxidase activity. Gene Ontology annotation, biological process: sterol biosynthetic process.